Molecule: messenger RNA, 4527 nt
Organism: Diorhabda carinulata
Lineage: Eukaryota; Metazoa; Arthropoda; Insecta; Coleoptera; Chrysomelidae
Product: CBP80/20-dependent translation initiation factor
Exons: 1
Coding region: 1024-2337 (437 amino acids)
Biological process (GO): regulation of translational initiation
Cellular component (GO): cytosol
Molecular function (GO): translation activator activity; RNA binding; protein binding
Source: RefSeq, a predicted model, not a curated record
AAAUUUGUAUUGAAAUAUAUAAGUAAGUCAUGCACUUCAUUGUGGAUCAAAUCAUCGCUACCUCCUUACUUUAUGACGUAACGUAAAUUUAAAAAAAAUUAUUUUCCACUCGUAAUAGGAAGUCAUACAAAUGAGACGGACCGAAGACUAAACAACCUUAUCCACCAUAAUUAUUUGCUUUUAGUUUUUGUGUACUUUUAAAUAUUAAUGUACGGUGUUUUUCAAAAAACAUACGAAUAAAGGCAAUUACUAUACAUUAUUAUUUUAUGUUGCCUUUUUCUUCUAGCUUUUUCCCUUCAUAGGAGACUUAUUUUUUACCUCUAUCGCACCAGGUUCAUUAAUUUUUUUUUAUUAUUUUGUAUUGUAGAAAUUGGUUUGGAAUUUAAAAAAUUCUUGUAAUAGGAAAGAUUAUUUAUAUGAGUCGGACGGAAUACUAAAUAAUCAAAUAGAAAAGAAUGUAAUUACUACUAGUUGACUCCUGUAUUAAAGAAUAUUUUAAUUAAUUUGUUUAUAGUAAUGCAGGCAAAAUUAAAAAAUAAAAUAUUGAUAAUUGAAUUGAUUUUAUUACUUAAUUUGUUUCAUAAGAUUAUUCAGAAUACGUUGAAUGAAAAUAAAUAAAUUUUGUCGACUAGUGUCGUACCAACAGCCACUCCCACAUAUGAAUUUGUCUUCAUAUACUAAGAAAAGACACACGUGCAUUUAUUGUUAGUUAAAUAAAACUCAUCUUUCUUCAUUCAAUUGUUGAGACGUCGAAAUGUUACCAGUGGGUAUAAAACAUUUAAACUAUUUAUAUCACUAGGCGUGCAUCGUUAAAAAUAUACAUUCUAAAUAUACGUCAGGUCUCAUUAGAACGCUGUGAGUUUCGCGUUGUUUCCGAACGGAAUACCACCGAGUCGAAAUAUUGUUUUUUUUUUUAUAACGUUCAAAUAAAUAAUAUGAAUUUUUUACAAAUAAAAAACGAAUUAUCGAAAACGACGCGUAUCGUACGUGAGUUUUAAUUGUUUUAAAAGUGAUUUUAUUGUGAUGUCUCAGGAAUCUCAAUUAAAAAAAAGUCAAAGGACGGAUUUCUCCAAUCCGAUGACGCCGUUGGUAUUGAGAGAAAGAAGUUUCGUGCGACCGAAUAAAGACGCUCAAAAACGUCGUAGUCAAACUAUGUUAGCCAUGAAAGGAAAACCGACUAUGGAAAUAUACCGACCCCCCAACGUACGAACCGACGUCCCCCUGACAGGUAAAUUAAACGUACACGCUAAAGAAUUCACGAUGAAUCAUGAACUACAAGCCUCAAAAUCGAGUGGUAACCUCAAUUUAGCCAUGACGUACGAACCGAUGCCUUUACAACAUUCAAAAUCGAGCGGGAAUAUACUACGACAUAUCAACCACCCCGGUUUAAUCCCGAUUAUACCAGGAGUGGCUUUACCUUUACUACAUUCAGCUUCUUCGACUCACAUAUUAAACAUGCACAGACCUAAUUACCAGUAUCAUCCCGAAUUGAUAGCUCACCAUCCGGUUUUUACCGGUUUGAAUCAGAUCUACCACCCCGCUUGGACGGGGAACGUCCAAACGAGACAAACCAGCCCGAAACCUUCUUCAUUAAAACGUUCUAAAAGUUUGGGAUCCGCUGAUUCGAGAACUUUAGCUACUAAACUGAAAGACAUUGCUAAAGAAGACGUAGAUCUAACGAUGUUCCCACCGGAAGACCAACCGCAACUAAAAACGGCUUUAGAAGAUCCAUCGCAAGUACCAACGAGAACCUUAAUGGAUUUAGUGAAAAUAAUACUAGAAAAAGUCGUUGAAGGUAUGAAAUACAGUGAAUCAAUAGCAAAACUUUGUUUGACGAUCAUAGAAAACGAGAAAAAUCAAACUUUCCUCGAAUCGUUGUUGAAUACGUGUCAACAAUGGUACCAAGAAAGAGAGAAGAUUCUGCGAGGGAUAAAAGCCGGUGACGGUACGAGGUUCACGGCGUUUAUGUGGUUUCUAACUGAAAUGUGCGGACAAUUGAAAAGGCAUCAUUUAAAAGAUCAGUUCGAAUCUUUGCAACCGGAAUUAGUGCUGCUUUCGAUACUAGCGAAAUGUUGUCAGGCGUGCGUGGAAUUACCUAUCAAGUGCCUUUCCGAAACGGAAUGUUUGUUUUUCGUGUUAACGUCCAUCGGGAGGGAUCUCGAAAGUGAAUUACCCCAACAAUUAGAUCAACUUUUGGCGAGCGUUAGAGAUGGAUUUUUGGCUAGUGCCGGUUCUGUUGCAGUGAGACGUACGUUGUUGCAACUUAUCGAACUACACGCCUCCAAUUGGCAGUUACCGGGAUCUUCCGUUUUAUAUUAUUACCCAAGAAUUAAAUGAUGUUUUUUUUUUACAGUGUACUGUGUACGUGAUAGUUUUUUACGUGUUUUGUUUUAUAUAAGGCGAUUCAUUCAAAUUUAUAGCAAUUACGAACUAAAUUAUUAGCUGAAUAUUUUUUUACAUUUCAUUAAUAUAAAUGCUAAUUUGAAAAUCUGGUAACGUUGUCAAAUUUGUUUCAUUACAAUUAUAUUGACAAUGUUUCAGAAUCGAUUUGAAUUCAAUCAUUACUUAAAACAAAAACAUUUACUCUCUAAUUAUAUCCAUUUUCGAAUUAAUAAUCGAUUUAUUGAAAAAAAUUGAAAUCAUUUAUUAUUGUUUAAAAAAAAAUUAAAAUUGUUUUCAAUUCUUGUGAUUCAAGUGAAAAAUCGAUUCGGAUCCUAACGAAAACGUUAAAAAUAACCAAGGGAAUAUAGAAUCGUGCAUAGUCGUGCAAAAUCGUUAAUCUAUUUAAAAUGGAGGUCCUUCAAAAUACUAAUACCAAAACUUUUUGUUUUUAAUACAUAAACUCCUUGAUUUAAUCUUUAACAAAAAUGCAAUGAAAGAUUUGAAUUAAUAAUUAUAAAAAUGAAGAACAUUCGAUAUUAGGUAAUAAAAUACCGAUUAACGUGUUUUAUUUGAAAACAUCGUUCAAAUUUUUAUUUCAGUUUUUGUGUUGUUUUUAGUUUGGUCGAUAGAUGGCUCAACUUGUAGAUUUUAUAUCUACUGAUAAAAAAUAGCUGAAAAAUGAAAUAAACACCGUUCCAUUAUAUUUGAUUUAAUAAUCGACUAUCUAUUAAUUAAAUUAACAAACAAAGAACUAAAAUUCAUGAGUAAAAGUUUAAUUAUAUUCAUUAUAAUAAUUCGUUUAUUAUAAUUUUGAAGUUUCUAAACUUUUUAUUUGUUAAUUUAUUAGAGAUUUAAUCAAAACAUGAGAAAUAUAUUAUAUGUUUCGCUGUUUUUUAUGCAUCUUUUCAUUUAUUAGUACAAAAUGCACUUUUAUAUAGUGCAGUAGAGCCAUCUAUCCACGAAACUAACGAAUCCAUUUUCCAAUUAAUCAAAGAAAUCUCAAGAAAUUUUCUUGAGAUUUUCAAAAUAAAAAGUUCUUAUAGUUUACAAAGUGAUGCCAAGGUCGUUUCAAACCAUUUUCAAAAAUCAGAUCUCUUUCAGUUGGAAUUUUUUUUAAAUAUCUAUAGUUUAGAAUUAACAUUGAAAAUGUGAGGUUAAGAUGCAUACGUAAAUAUUAAUCAUAUUUAAGGCCCUAAAAAAUGAAAAUUCGCCUAAUUAAGAAGAAACUAUACCUGAUUUCAUCAAAUUAUUAUUAAAAACUGUAAGCUCAACAGUUUCGUAGGUAUUUACAAAUAUACGAGGUCGUAUCAUUUAUAGCAAAUUCAGAAAACUAAUAAUAAGUUAAUUUAUAACUUAUGAGGAGUUGGAAAAUUUAAAGAAUCUAUUCCUGAACCAAUGAAUAUGUUUUUGAAACAUAAUUUUAAAGUUUUAAUGAUAUUAGAAACUUUUCUGACUAAUAAACGUUUCUUGAUGAAUCACCUUAUAUAGUAAACUGUUAGAAAAAUGUCGUCACGUUUAAAAAUAAAUUAUUUUACUACUAUGACUUUAAUCAUCAAAUACAGGAUGACACUUGAAAUGUUUAUACCACGUAAUUGAUUUAUAUCAGCCGCAAAGCCAGUUCAAAUAAUUCAAUAAAUUCAUCUGGAUUUCAAUGUGUUGUAUUGAAAUCGAAAAUAAAAGUAGAAGUAACCAAUUUCCGUCUAAAUAUUGUUUAUAUUUGAAAAAUAUUAAUGUGUUGCGAAAAUGUAUACAUUCUUGCAACAUGGGUUAGUCCAAUUUAAGAUCAAGGUCAUCAAUAGACUUGAACCGAGUAUGUACUGUUUCAUACUAAUAUUUAUAUGUAUAAACUUAAUUAAUUAUAUAUUUAGUAUGAAGUUUUUAUGGUUUAUAUUUUGAAUUUUCUCUAAAAAAUUCUUCGAUAAUACACCCCGUAUCUCAAGCUAAAAUAAUUUGUUUAUAAAUUUCGUAAUUUUUGUAUUAUAAUUUACAUUGUUGCAACACUUGAUAAGUGAAAUUUAUUCAAUUUUAUAGUCAUAAUGCAUGUAACUAGUCAUUUUAAAUAACCUUAUUAGAACCUCCUACAUAUAUAAAUAAAUGAUGUAAUUUACGGUUUAUACUAAAAUUGAAUAAACGUUUCAUUUGCUA